GCGGGCGGCCGCCCCGCCCCCGCCGGGCCCCCGGCGCUUCCCGCUGCCUUGGCAACGGCACGCUCUGAGCGCGGGCCUGGCGGGCGCGGAGCCCCGCACCGCGGAGGCGCUCAGUUUGGACUCGGCCACCUGCAGCCCUGCUGCUCCAGGAGCUGUCCUCUCCCAGCGCCGCCUGCAGCUGCAGUAGGGAAAGAAGAUGACUUCUGCUGAGAAGCUGCCACCAAGUCUGAACACUGAGCAAAACCAAUCUCCUCAUUGGCCUCUCUGCACAAAUCCUGGCAAUCCAGUGUUUUCCUGUAUGCUGGACCCCAAAAUAUUUGGGACCAGUGUUUCUUUGGCAAAGCCUCAGGUUUUACUGUUUAAAACAACUUCAAGUGAAUAUGGUGCUAUGCCACCUAUCUCACAGAUGGUACCCUGUACUUAUCAUCCAGUGGAUCAUACCUUUUCAAAACACCUACUCACUUGUGGGUCAUCUCAAAAUAGUUAUUUAAACACAGCCAUUGACAGAAAUAGGGUAUAUGACUACCCCAAUUUACAGCAUACUCUCUAAAAAUGCAUCUGCAUCUUUAUGUCAUAGAUUUAGACUAAACACUCAGUUUAAUAAAAAAAAAAAAAAAAAAAAGUCUGACUGUUAUUUGGGUAAUUCCGGGAAUAACUGCCAAUUUCUGAUUUAUUUUGGUUUUGCUGGGUCAAAUAAGAUGUAUCAGAAAGGAUGUAGCCCACUGGAUGGUACAUUUCUCUCAGUCAGACCUAAACCC
Molecule: messenger RNA, 758 nt
Organism: Columba livia (rock pigeon)
Lineage: Eukaryota; Metazoa; Chordata; Aves; Columbiformes; Columbidae
Gene: PIERCE2
Product: piercer of microtubule wall 2
Exons: 3
Coding region: 197-550 (117 amino acids)
Biological process (GO): axoneme assembly
Cellular component (GO): axonemal microtubule
Source: RefSeq, a predicted model, not a curated record